CUACAAUUGAACACUACGAGAAAAAGAAAAGCGGCAACGCAUGAUGUGCUGUAAUUCUGUCAAGCACUUUUGAGUUUUGAAGAACAGAAAUGAGUGAAACUUCAUCAGUGUCAAAGGGAUGUUUUGUCUUCAAGUCAUCCUCUAAAAAGAGAAAACGACAUGGCGGAGUUGAUGGAUAUUUGGUGGAGGACGAUGAUGAUAAUGGCAGAGAUCGCUUUAGGAUCUGUCAGAAAUUAAUGGACACAGUUCAGAUGCACAUAGAGGAAAUACAGGAUCAGUUGAACAAAAAGGUACUUGACAAUCUCGUGGAGUUCAUUGUAAAGCAUGAACACUGCUACUCUUCUGAUGUCUGGAGACAGAGAGCCGUUGAAAUCCCCACAGCUGCUCUAAUGUUGGGAGUGAAUGUACCAGAUCAUGCCAUGACGUUUCGGAGUCUGUAUAAUCUCCUUCAGGCUUCUGUCACGCGAUUUGUUGUUUCUGUUCAUGCCAAAGACUGUGCAGCUGUAAAGCUCUUGAUUCAGAGGGUUUUAGACCAGCUGAUGGGAAAUGGAGUGUCUCUGGAUGAAGAACUGGAGGAUGAUGCAGCUUUGCCUCAGAGAACACCAUGUGCUAUGAGUACUCUUUGCCAGUGGUACAAGACUGUGUCCAAGAAAUGUGCCCUUGUUUCUCCAGAAAAGAAAGGACAUUCAAAAAAUAAGGAUUUGCCCCGGAGGAUGCCUAUCGUUGUAAUCUUCAAAGACUUUGAAGCUUUCAACUCACAAGUGUUACAGGAUUUUAUCCUUAUCUGCAGUCGAUACUUCCAGGAGCUUCCAUUCAUCUUUAUCUUUGGAAUUGCAACAUCUCCCAGUGCUGUCCAGCACAGACUAUCACACUCUGUGUCAUCUCUGCUCUGCAUUGAGGUCUUUCAUUCCCUCUCAUGUACUCAGCACUUAGCAUCUGUCUUUGACCAGCUGAUUCUGACCUCUCAGUUCCCGUUCAAGCUCAGCAGUAGGGCGAUACAGGUGCUGCUUGGUAUCUUCCUCUAUCAUGACUUCUCCGUUCAGAAUUUUGUUAAGGGCCUUCAGCUGUCCAUGUUGGAGCACUUUAAUAGCCAGCCUCUCAGUGUGCUAUGCUGCCAAAAGCGGGAAGCCUUGCUUUGUGCCAAGACGCUGAGCCAGCAGAAUGUGGAAAGAAUCCGUCACCUCCCCUCAUUCAUGAGGUAUGUGGAGACUCAGGAGCCCCAGGUGCAGGUACAGCUGCUUACCAGUGAUGAAAAUGUGAAGGAAGUAUGUCAGAAGUUACUGAAAAAACUUCAUAAAUACCACAAGAAUUACUAUCCUAUUCUCCAGUGUCUGCAUGCUUUGACAUCAUCACUGCCUAAGUGUCCCCUGGGAAAACACCUUCGAGAGCUCCAUGUGUCCUGCAUUGAAAAGAAUGUUUGGGAGACAGAGGAGUAUGCUUCAGCCAUGCAGCUUUUGAGGAUUCUAGCAAAAGAUGAGCUUGUUGCAGCUUUACGGAACUGUGCAGACAUUCUUAAAUCAGCCAGCACCAAGAGAAUGCAGAAUGUGCUACAACAAGUAGAAGAUUUUGUUGUCAAAUUGGAAGAGCUGGAGUGUCAUUUCAAUCAAGAUCCCCCUGGGGAUGACGUCAUCUUGUCAGGAAAGGAUUAUCAGAGAAAAACGGAUCUCUUUCAGCUUCAAAAGAAUCUGCUGGAAAAAGAGUCCAGAAGAACAAAGAAAAUGAGCCCAUUUGAAAUACUCCAAAACCAGGUGCUACAAUUUAUUGAUGACCUUGUGAGAGAGUACCUGACUCCAGCAGAACUCCAGCCUCUCAGUGAGGUGUGUUACUACAGUUCCUCAGGGGUCCUGAGACAGCGACUCAACGCUGCCCCUCGCAUGUCCAUUCAAGCCGCUCUCAGUCAUCCUUUAUACUACCUGCAGAAGGAAGCCCUGAAAACAAAUGCUGGCACAGUCUCCAGUACUGCUCCAGACAUUUGCAUCAUCUACAAACUUCAUCUUGAAUGUGGAAGACUCAUAAAUCUUUAUGACUGGCUUGAGGCCUUUGUGACCGUGAUCUCAGCUUCUGAGGACAAAGAUCAAGGUUCUGAUGAGUGUGGUGAAUACGACAGUCUCAAGCAUGCUCGUUUCAUUCAGGCUGUUUCCGAGAUGGAAUUCCUUGGUUUUGUUAAAUCAACAAAACAGAAAACUGACCAUGUGGCAAGACUCACUUGGGGAGGAUGUUAAAGAAUCAUCUUUAAAGCACUUUUAACAAGACAGUGGCCAAAGUAUUACAUGUUAUGCAUUUGUUACUCUAUUUGUUAAAUCUUACCAUUGGAAUAAAACAAUUCAGAU
Messenger RNA from Xyrauchen texanus (razorback sucker), 2330 nucleotides. It is a transcript of the gene orc3, whose product is annotated as origin recognition complex, subunit 3. Gene Ontology annotation, cellular component: nuclear origin of replication recognition complex; nuclear pre-replicative complex; DNA replication preinitiation complex. NCBI's taxonomy places the organism in Eukaryota, Metazoa, Chordata, Actinopteri, Cypriniformes, Catostomidae. Bases 90 to 2222 code for a protein of 710 amino acids. Gene Ontology annotation, biological process: DNA replication initiation; DNA replication. The record is from RefSeq and is a predicted model, not a curated record. The transcript has 20 exons. Gene Ontology annotation, molecular function: DNA replication origin binding.